Molecule: messenger RNA, 405 nt
Organism: Peniophora sp. CBMAI 1063
Lineage: Eukaryota; Fungi; Basidiomycota; Agaricomycetes; Russulales; Peniophoraceae
Source: the annotation of a GenBank genome assembly
AUGCCGUCAGACCGCUUCCCUAAAGUCUUGAUGACGUUGACGCACUGCUUCCUGUACUACCGCAAGCAGAUCUGGGUACAAGCUCGGCGUUCUCUAAGCGAGCAACCAGACGUUCAUGCCCGCCUUAUGGCCGUCUAUAGGGAGGUUCCCGAAUGGUGGUACGCCAUCAUCUUCGCCACCAUGUUUGUCUUUGGAGUUGUUGUCGUUGAGGUCUUCCACCCGGACUUCCCGGUUUGGGCGUUCGUACUUGCACUGGCCAUCUGUAAGGCACCUUUCCCAUCUCCUGCAUGCGUCUUUGAGGGACUCAAUAUUGAAUCACUAAGCAUUCGUGUACACCAUCCCUAUCGGCAUUAUUCAGGUGGGCAUACUCUCGAGUUCCUUUGGUUGGCUUCGGUUCUGUUCUGA